AUGAUCUAACCAUAAUUGACGAGGAAUCGUUAUGAAGAUUUCUACGAAACAAAAAACCAAUUACUAGGAUAAGGUGCCUUUGCUUAAGUUUAUUUGGGUGUUAAAAAGUCGAAUAAAUAAAAGGUCGCUGUUAAAAUUAGCAAUAGAAAUCUUGCCAUUUCUCAACAAGAGAAAAUGAUUCUGACAUCUCUUUCGUAAUAUAGACACUAAAAUGUAGUUCAACUAUUGGAUAUAUUCGAUUAACCAGAAGCCUUAUUUAUAGUUCAAGAAUACUGUUCGGGCGGUACGUUAUAUGAAAUGAUGUCAAAUAAAACAUUUACAGAGGAAUAGAUUGUUAACAUAGCUCUGCAAGUAGCUCAUGGCUUGGCCUUCUUACAUAGUAAAAACAUAGUUCACAGAGAUAUCAAACCAGAAAAUAUCCUUAGAUCAAUAGAUGAGCAAGGUAUGGAAAUCUAUAAAAUCACUGAUUUUGGUCUAAGCAGCGUUAAAUUAGAUAGAAUGACUACCACUAAAGUUGGAACUGCCUAUUACGUGGCUCCAGAAAUACUCGAUAAAUAAUAGUAUGACAAAUCUGUUGAUGUUUGGGCACUUGGACUUAUAAUUGACGAGUUACUUCACAAAACACCCUUCUACAAUGGCUUGUCUGAAGAAGAAGUAUUCUUUAAAAUUAAGACUACCAAUUAUCUUAUUAGGGAUUAAUAAUACGCUCAAGCUACUAUAUUUGAUCAUAAAAAAAAUGUCAUAAAAAGUCUGUUACUAAAUUGCAUCUAAAAGGACCCUAAAUUAAGAAAAGAUCUCAAUUGGAUUAUUUAAACUAUUGCUGAAUACUAUCUCUAAAGUCCAAGCAGUUUUGAAAUACCAUAAAACCCAAAUAAUGAUAGAUACGUCUUUGCAGAUAUUUAACUAGUUUAGUAAUCACCUCUAUGUGAAUAAACACAGAAUUUCUAGUUACCUACUUAAUCAAAUGAUUCUUAAGUUGAAGAAUGUCCUUUGCAUCAUCAACCUAUUCGAUAUAGGAUGCCAGGUAUUAAUGACAAUUCAGUAACUAAUGCAUGUUAAAAAUGCUUACAAAUCUAUGGAAUCUUUGAUCAAUAAGAAUUCUAAUCCUAUUUAUCAUAAACUAACUUUGAAUUAAAUUCAUUCUCAGUAGAUACAUAUUUUUCAUAAAAUGAGAUUAUUAUAGAAGCACUUAGCUAUCUGAACUAAUUUAAAUUGUUUUAAGAAAAAGAAAAGCUAGUUUAAGAGUUGAGAAGCAUUGUGAUCAAACAUCAUCGGAAUCUGAGACAAGAAUAUAUCCAAUAUUAGGAUGACGUGAAAUCUAUGAAUACUAAUGCGAAAUGGAUUAAUGAAGCAUUAAAAGUCAACCUAAUUAAUCCUCAAGACAUGCCUAAUAAAAUUAUACAUUAUCUAAUAUCCAAAUGCAAUGAGAAAAAGGAGAUUUCUAUAUAGGAAUGCAGGCAAUUUAUAAAAGAAUAACUUAAGUUACUUUAAUAAUAUAUUGAUUCUAUAUGA
Paramecium octaurelia is the source of this 1512-nucleotide messenger RNA. The record is from the annotation of a GenBank genome assembly. NCBI's taxonomy places the organism in Eukaryota, Ciliophora, Oligohymenophorea, Peniculida, Parameciidae.